Acanthaster planci (crown-of-thorns starfish) is the source of this 2222-nucleotide messenger RNA. RefSeq names its product angiotensin-converting enzyme-like. Gene Ontology annotation, molecular function: peptidyl-dipeptidase activity; metallopeptidase activity. Gene Ontology annotation, biological process: proteolysis. Lineage: Eukaryota; Metazoa; Echinodermata; Asteroidea; Valvatida; Acanthasteridae. The record is from RefSeq and is a predicted model, not a curated record. Gene Ontology annotation, cellular component: plasma membrane.
CCGACUGAAGCGUGUCAGUCAGCUGCGUGCAUUGUGCACACGCAAGUGGUAAGGCAAACUGAUUUGCCUCUACCUGUCUGCAACCACCAUGUCCCGAGUUCUCUCAAGAAUGUAUCUUUCCCUUCUUCUUGCCCUGAUUUCUGCCAAAGCCGGUUCAUCACUCCAGCAAGCGAGGGAGUCUGAUCCUAUCACGGACCAAAAUGAGGCAAAUGAAUUUCUGAGACACUAUACAGAGCAAGCGCAAAUCAUUAUCUACGCCGGUGCACUGGCCAGCUGGGGAUAUUACACCAAUGUCACUGCUUACAACCAGCAGAAAGACGUGGAGGCUAGUCUAGUUUCAGCCGCAUUUCGACAAGAGGCAUACCAGAACGCAAGUCGAUUUGAUGUAAGCGGCUUUGAUGAAGAUGUUAAGCGGCAAUUUCAAAAGAUCAAAGACAUAGGAACGGCUGCACUGGAGCCUAGCAAGGUUGAAGAGUACAAUAAUGUGGUGAAUAAGAUGACUGACAACUACAGUGCUGGCACCGUCUGCAAGGAAGACCAACCAACAGAAUGUUUGCAACUAGAGCCUGGUUUGGCCCACAUCAUGGCCACCUCGACCAACUGGGAUGAAUUAGUCUGGGCCUGGAAAGGCUUCCGCGAUGCAGUCGGGACACCAAACAAACCCCUUUACAAAAAGUUCGUCAAACUGGCAAAUGAAGCAGCAGUGGCCAACGGUCAUGCGGACAUGGGUGCUUAUUGGCGCUCUGAUUAUGAAAGCGCCACCAUCGUCGAUGAAGCUUACAAGAUCUACGAUCAAAUACUGCCCCUCUACCAACAGCUACACGCCUAUGUAAGACGCAUCAUGCACAAAACCCAUGGCUCGAAAGUUGAUGUCAAGGGAAAAAUUCCAUCCUGUUUACUAGGUGAUAUGUGGGGACGGUUCUGGGGCAAUAUAUUUGGUCAGGUAGUGCCGUAUCCAGAUCGGCCAAACAUUGAUGUUACAGAUACCAUGGUUGCCAAGAAUUUCACUCCGCGGAUAAUGUUUGAGCUUGCCGAUGACUUCUUCGCUUCCCUUGGUCUGCUGCGAGUCAAUCCGGCCUUCUGGAGCAACUCUAUGAUUGUGAAGCCCAAGGACGGCCGACAGGUCGUGUGUCACCCCUCAGCAUGGGAUCUGGGAAACGGGGAGGACUUCAGGGUUAAGAUGUGCACAGAGGUCACCAUGGAUUUCUUUCAAACCAUUCAUCAUGAGUUGGGCCACACCCAGUACCAGAUGCAAUACAGUGACCUGCCCUUCCCGUUUAGGGACGGUGCCAAUGGUGCCUUCCACGAGGCAGUUGGAGAGGUCAUGACCUUGUCGAUAUCCACCCCUGCUCACUUGUCACACCCAGACAUAGGUUUACUGGAACCGGGUAGCGGCACUGACGAAGAAACUGACAUCAACUUCCUUUUGAAGACGGCAUUGAACACCAUUGGUACUCUACCAUUCAGCUUAGCGUUGGAUCAGUGGCGAUGGGAUGUUUUCGCUGGUGACAUCAGUGAAGAUAAAUGGACCGAACGGUGGUGGCAACUUAAGCAUGACCUUGUGGGCACUGAGGCGCCCGUAUCACGGACUGAAGAUGAUUUUGACCCUGGCGCUAUGUAUCACAUCGUGGUGGCCUAUCCGUUCCUUGGAUACUACAUGCGUACCAUUAUCCAGUUUCAGUUCCAGAAAGCCCUUUGCGAUGCCGCGGGGCACACAGGACCUCUCCACCGAUGUGACUUCUAUAAGUCCCAAGAGGCAGGAACCAAAUUCGCCAACAUGUUGAAGCUGGGCUGUAGUAAGCCCUGGCCGGACGCCAUGGAAGCCAUCACGGGUCAAAGGGCAAUAUCUGCCGACGCUAUCAAUGCCUAUUUUGAGCCACUGAUGACGUGGCUCACAGAGACCAAUCGAAAGAAUGGAGAACAGAUUGGCUGGAAAGCUCCGGGAAACGGUGCCAUUUUGCCUAAUGUCUCGCUGGUGGUGUUGGUACUCUGCCUCUUGGUAACCUCACGGCUGCUGUAGCUCGGACAGACUUCAGGAUUAAUUGUUGGAUUAAGGAUAUGACUCCUCAAAAAAACCACUGUCUUAUUUUCUGGCACCUGACGGAGGUGGUUACACUGUGGCUUAAAGGAAAACAAGUAGAACAAACUUCUACCAGUUUCACUUCCAAUGGUCAAGCAUCUCGUGUUAUUCCUGACAGAAAGAAUAAAAUUCUGUUGUCUUA